AUGGGACAUGAGGAGCAUGGAGGGACUUGGCACAUGGACGCAGCUCAACUGGAUACGCAAAGGAAGAAGGGAGAAGCCAUCUUGAAGACCAGCUCGACCGUCUACUCGACCAACCGGUCGAGUUCCUCAACUCGACCGGCCAAGCUUCAACUCGAUCGAGCUGAGAAGUCAAAGUCAAACCCGAAAAAUAAUCGCAUAACAAAAAUCAAAAAACGAGAUGGCACAUGGGCGGAAACUGAAGAAUCCAUUGAGAAGGUUGCUACAGAUUACUUCCAAAAUCUGUUUACGUCCUCACAACCGGAAAAUUUUGAGGAAGUGCUCCGGUACGUUACCGCGAAAGUUACACCCUCCAUCAACGAUGCCUUAACUUGCAAGCCAUCAAAGGAAGAGAUCACAAGUGCCAUCAAGGACAUCAAUCCAGAUAAGGCCCCUGGACCGGACGGUAUGACAAGUCUCUUCUACCAAAAGUUCUGGGAUGUGACAGCAAAUGAGAUUAUAUGUAUGGUUAACGAUUUCUUUGAGAACGAGGCUUUGGAUCCCCGCUUAAACCAGACAAACAUAUCUCUUAUUCCAAAAACAGAACGGCCAAGAGACAUGACGGAAUUUCGUCCCAUAAGCCUCUGCAAUGUGAGCUACAAGAUCAUCUCCAAAAUUCUUAGUAAAAAACUAAAGCGAUACCUCCCGAAACUUAUAUCGGAGACACAAUCAGCCUUUGUGGCUAGACGGCUUAUUACAGAUAACAUUCUCAUUGCACAAGAAGCCUUUCAUGCCCUCAGAACAAACCCGAGUUGCAAGUCUAAAUAUGUGGCAAUAAAGACAGACAUGAGCAAAGCAUAUGAUAGAGUGGAAUGGUCUUUCCUGGAAGCUCUCAUGCUGAAAAUGGGUUUCAAUGAUAAGUGGGUUUCGUGGAUAAGAGUAUGCAUAUCCUCUGUCUCCUAUCAAGUCCUUAUAAAUGGUGAGGCUAAAGGACACAUUAGUCCCUCCAGGGGACUAAGACAAGGAGACCCCCUAUCUCCAUUUUUGUUCAUCAUCCUAACAGAAGCGCUGGUGGGGCUUAUACAAGGUGCAGAGGAAGAAGGAAGGAUCCAGGGGCUUAAGAUUGCGAGGAAUUGCCCAGUGAUCUCCCACCUACUAUACGCGGAUGAUAGCCUCUUCUUCUGUAAGGCAGACAUACAGCAAUGCACAAAGCUUAUGAGAAUCAUCGAAGUAUAUGACGAAGCGUCAGGUCAACUCCUGAAUGCCGCAAAAUCCUCAAUCUUCUUUGGGAAUAAGGUCCCCAUGGACACCAGAACAGAGCUGAAACGAACCCUGGGGAUCAACCAAGAAGGAGGGAUGGGAAUGUACUUGGGUUUACCGGAGAAAAUAUGCGGCUCAAAGGAUAAAUUCAUGGUCAGCCAAGUUUCUGUCAAAAGGUGGCAAGGAAGUUCUCAUAAAAUCAGUGGCCCAAGCUCUUCCUAA
Microthlaspi erraticum is the source of this 1458-nucleotide messenger RNA. NCBI's taxonomy places the organism in Eukaryota, Viridiplantae, Streptophyta, Magnoliopsida, Brassicales, Brassicaceae. The record is from the annotation of a GenBank genome assembly.